Messenger RNA from Symbiodinium pilosum, 360 nucleotides. NCBI's taxonomy places the organism in Eukaryota, Dinophyceae, Suessiales, Symbiodiniaceae. The record is from the annotation of a GenBank genome assembly.
GUUUGGGCGUUUGCCUUCGACUCUCCAGAGGCCUCUCCACGCAAUCGGCGCAUGUCCUAUGGAGCCGAGGUUCUGAAGCAUCGCCAAGAUGAGCUCUGCGCCUCAGCGCAGACAACACUGGAGGGUCUUUUUUGGGACUGGCCUCUUUCGCGCUCCGAGCGGAAGCAGCGUCUCUUGCUGGCGGAGAGCCGCCUCCAGGCGCUCGAAGGCCAGGAGCUCCUGCAAGAAAUUGUGCAGGAGAAUGCAGUGGAGCGGCGAGAGCUAUCCGAGGUGACGCAGGUACUGAAGGAGCAGAUUGCCAAGCUGCGUGGGAAAGGCCAGGCUACCUUUGGCCAAGCCGCCAUUCGAGGAGGUGGCUGA